This is a messenger RNA of Zonotrichia albicollis (white-throated sparrow), 4108 nucleotides long. NCBI's taxonomy places the organism in Eukaryota, Metazoa, Chordata, Aves, Passeriformes, Passerellidae. The record is from RefSeq and is a predicted model, not a curated record.
GUCCCUGGACAGGAAGCUGCAGCGGCCGCUCCUGGGCAAGUCGCGGACGCUGCCCAGCAUCCCGCAGUCCCCGGUGCUGAGCCGGCUGCCCCUGCUCGAGCCCGCCGCCUACCGGGACGAGAUGCCGGAGCAGAAGCCCUACCAGAAGCACUCGGCCUCCGAGCACCAGAAAGGCUGCACGGUGCCUUCUGCCGGGGAGGCCUGGCGGCUGGAGGAUGACUGCUCGGAGCCGCCCAGGGCCCCCCAGCUGGGCACGGCCGUGGAGGACGCCCCGUUCAGCUACUUCCGCACGCGCUCCUUCUACAUGAGGAAGAGCCUGUCCGUGGACAACCACCUGGGCUCGCUGAGCUACGCCGUGCACCCGGCCGAGAGCAAGGCCGAGCGCGUCAGGACCAAGCUGCGGCGGCAGUUCAGCCUGGGGUCGGCAGACAAGAAGGACUUUUACCAGCCAAAGUCGGAGAGCAGCCUCGCUAGGUUUGCCCACCGCUUGUCGGUGAAGCAGAAGCAGGAGAAGAGAAGGAAAGCUGAGUAUGGCUCGGCCGAGCUGUCUGCCUUCCGGCCCAGGUCUCUGAGCAUUGAAUGGUCAUCCUCCCCUAAAAUGACCCAGCAGAUGCGGGACCUGCAGCUGGCGCAGGCCAGGAAGCCACCAGGCCCUUCCUCACCAAACGCGGCCAAGAGGCUCUACCGAAACCUGUCCGGGAAAUUCCGCGUCAACUACACCUCCUUCGACGAGGGCAGCCUGGUGGGACGGGGCGAGAAGGAGAAGCUCCGCAAGUCCUACCUGUUCCAGAGCAAUGCUGCGCUCUUUGAGGCCGUGGAACUGCAGGAUCUUGACAGGGUGCAGGAGAUGCUAAAGCACUACAGCCCUGAGGAGCUGGACCUCAACACCCCCAACAGCGAGGGGCUCCUGCCCCUGGACAUCGCCAUCAUGACCAACAAUGCUCCCAUCGCCAGGGCCCUGCUGCAGGCGGGAGCGAAGGAGAGCCCACACUUCGUGAGCCUGGAGAGCCGCUCGCUGCACCUGUCCACGCUGGUGCGGGAGGCGGAGCAGCGCGUCAACGAGCUGAUGGCGCAGGUGGUGAACGAGGCGCCCCACGCCGACUGCUCCGAGAAGGAGAAGCAGCUCAAGGCCUGGGAGUGGCGGUUCCGGCUGUACAAGCGCAUGAAGGCAGGGUUUGAGCAUGCCCGAGUGCCAGAUGCCCCCAGCAGUGUCCACCUCUCUGUGGCCAGCAGCACCUCACUGCAGGUGACCUUCUGGGAGCCCCUGAGUGUCAAUUCAGCUGUUGUCACCAAGUACAAAGUGGAGUGGAGCUGCUCCCCCACCUUCUCACCACUGCUGGGAGAAGCUGUGAUUGACAAGCUGAAGGACCUGCACUUCACCAUCCAGGGGCUGGUGUCGGGCACGGCGUACCACGUCCGCGUGUCUGCCUACAACAUGAAGGGCUGGGGUCCCCCGCAAGCCUCCACGCCCCCCUUCGCCAUCCCCUCCAACUGGCGUGAGUACGACGGGCGGGCGCCGCGGCGGCGGGGCCAGGCUGAGGCCCUGGACCAUCUCCUGGGCCAGGUGAAGACCGUCCACCAGCACUGCAUCUGCCACGAGCCCUGCAAGAACCAGCCCCAGAGCAGAAAGCAUUCAGUCUCCAAGAGCCUCAAGCACCUCUUCCACCCUGGCAGCAAGUUUCUCAAGACACUGAAGCGGGGUCUCUACCUGACAGCCAUCUUCUACAAGGAUGACAACAUCCUGGUGACCCACGAGGACCAGAUCCCUGUGGUGGAGAUUGAUGACACCUACUCCUGCCUGCUCAUGCAGGAUUUCCUCUGGCUCACCAAGGUGUCGUGCAUGUGGGACGAGAUCCUGUGGCUGAGGCAGUGUGUCACCGUGUCCCAGUCCUCCUGCUCCUGCAUCCUGCAGACGCGCUUCAAGAUGCUGUUGGCCAUCUCACAGAUGCAGGGGCUGCUGGGCAUCCAGGACCUGGGGCAGGUCUUCUUUGAGCCCAUCAAAGACAAGCAGGGCAACAUCCUCAUCGUCACCCUGAAGGAGGUGAAGACCAACCAGACCUUCGAGAGCGUCCGCUGGGUGCCCAUCUGCAAGCUGCAGAGCGGCCGCAAGUCCGUGUCCUCCCCCGAGGAGCCCACGGCCCUGGACACGCUGCUCAUCUCCCUGCAGGACAAGCUGGCUUAUCACCAGCGGAGCAGCCAUGCCCUCUCCCCGGGGCUCUACCUGGGCUACUUGAAGCUGUGCAGUGCCGUGGAUCAGAUCCGAGUGCUGGUGCCAGAGCAGCUCCCCAACAUCCUGUGCCACGUCAAGAUCCGCUCCAACCCCAACAUCUCCAGGGAGGAGUGGGAGUGGCUGCAGAAGAUGGCCGGCGUGGAGGAGCCUGUUCCCACAGAGCCAGAGACUGACAGGUCCCAGAACCCCUUGUUUCAGGAGCUCCAAGUGGCCAUCAAAGAACUGAUGACCCUGGUGAACAUCCCACUGCAAGAGGCCAAAGACUUCCGUCUGUACAGCCAGGAGGUGCUGGACUUUGGGGAUCAGGUCUCCUUCCUGCUGCUGCUGCCUCCAUCAGAUGAUGUCUGCACCGCUCCGGGCCAGAACAACCCCUACACCCCUCGCUCUGGCUUCCUCACGCUGCCGCUGCAGAUCUUUGAGCUGGUCCACUUCUUCACGUACAGCCGGGAGUUCAUCACACAGUACUGCCAGGUGUCCGCCCUGCUGGAGCUAGAGUCCCUCCUGUCCCAGCAGAGCCUCAGGGAGGCUUUCUCCGAUGCCGAGCUCGCCACUGCCAAGCAGAGGCACCAGAAGGUUCAGGACUACAUCCAGCAAAUGGAGGAGAUCUGGCGAGAGAUGCGCUGGAUCAUGGAUGUCCUGCAGCACGCCCGCUACAAGCAGCCCUCCUGUGGGAUCUCUCUCAGUGGCUUCCUCAGCGAGGCCGGGGGGCCAGCGAAGGAGAAAACGCGAUCCUCCUUGUCCCACCUGGACUAUCUUCCGUCCCCAGUGCUCUCACCGGAGACCAGCCGCAAGCUCAACUCCGACUCGCACGGCCUGUCGGACGAGGAGGGCUCUUCGGAGGUGUUCCUGGCCACCGACAGCGACUACGACUCCAGCCGGGCGCAGAGCCCGAAGGAGCUGGACCUGGUGUGCUCCACCUCAGGGCCCGGAGACGUCCCCGCUGGUGCUCCAGUACGGGCCGGCGACCACCGUAUGAGAGAGGAGAGCGGCGGGACGGAGCGGAGACCUCGGCUUCCAGAGCAGACAGCUCGUCUCUGAUGCUUCCUUCUUCCACAGACACCCUCUCAUCAGGCGUCCGCGGGGUGGAAUGGGAUCAUACUGGGUUGUGUGUUCUUUGUUUGUGCUAUUUUUUAAUUUUUUUUUUUUUUUUUAACCAAAGAGACAUCGAGACUCAGUUUUUCUGACUGGCGAAGAGGAGGGUGGAGUCCAGAGACCUCAGAGCUCAGGAGGAAUCUCUGCAGGAAUGGAAUUUUUGAAAGUAAACAUUUUUAAGGAGAAACGGGGGGGUGAGAGAGAGAGGAAAAAUAUUACAAGAAGAAGCAGCAAUACUUUUUUUUCCCCCUUUUUUUUCUGAAAAACCUUGUUUGGGAUUCACGGAAGGCAAAGCCACAGAGGAUUGCUGGGGAGAGCUGUGGUGUCAGUGAGGAGAGGGCAGGAGCCACAAGGACAACCCUGGGAAGGCCAUUUUCCUAUCUGCCCUCCUUUCACUGCACCUGGAGAAAUGAUUGUUGCACAAAGUUCUUGGAACAAAAUUAUAUUAGUAUUUUUAUUCUGAAAAAAGUCAAUAAUCGUUGUGCCAGAGCCACUGGAACUGGGUAAAGGUGAAGACCCUUUGCCUUGUGUCCAAGACUAAAGGAACACAUGCAGCCAGCCCCUGCACUCACAGACGUGUCAAUACCACACUAGAGAUUUGCUGUAGAGCAUCUCCUGCAACCCCCUGGGCUUCCCUGUCCCCCUGGGUGCCGUUCUGUUCUGGUGAUUGUGCUUCUCUAGUCCGUCCUACAGCAUGACAUUUUGUUAGCCGCUAGCUCUCCUGUUAACAAGGUUACUUUUCUGAUCUCCUGUGGUCCAUAGUAAAGAAGACUGCUGCUGACUGCC